GCGGGACUGUGUCCGGCCACGUCCUUUCAUCAGAAGAGUGGUCUUGAAGCAUUUCAUUUUCGUCAUUCUGAACAAUAAUACCGGGUGCUGAGCAUGAGUGAAGUUCGUGAAACUCCUGCAUAAAAGGUCCUUUUACUCUGCAUUCUCGCACCCCGAUUGGGUCGCUUAAAACCAGGAUCCCGAUUCAUUCCAUCUUCUUUCUCCUCCUGCCCGACCAUCAUCCACUCAUUUCUCCUGCUUCGAGCAGAACAUCGGAACUCUUUCGGCGCAAACUGCCUUCCACCUGUGCUGCACUAUGUUUGUACUUGCUUCAGGUCCCGUAACCUAGCGAGACCCUGAAGGCAUAACGCAGAGGGUGAGGCGCAUCGUAGUCAUGGCCAGCCCUGGAGCACCACCUCGCGGAGGGCUGUCUCUCUACGCAAACCUCCUCGAUCCAAAGAAUACAGCUCCUGGAACAAUUUCAAGCGCACCGGUAUCUUAUACCAAACACCCUGAAAAUUCUCCUGAACAAGAUGAAGCUGCAAAGAAGCAGCAAGCUCUCGCUGCCUCCUUGAGAUUUCAACCUACCAAAAGACCACAAAUUGCCAGUCAAAAGGCGAAAGCGAAAGCAAUUGCCAGCAAGUUCGCGCCCCCGGUUACCGCAACUCCUACGUCCACUACUGUCCAAUCUGAACCCGCAGAAAAUGGAACAAGCAGUACUACGCCUAAACCUUUUGCCCCACGAACCACCGCAGCGGACUGGACAGCGACUGCAUCCGAUGACGAGGAUGUGAAUAACUUCUAUACGACAACUCGUCAGCGUGGUGGCAGAAAGAAACGCAAGAAGAAUAAGGAGGUCGUCGAGGUCGAGCAAAAUUGGGAUGAUAUCUAUGACCCCAGUAGACCCAGCAACUACGAAGAGUACAAACAUAGUGAGGAGAAGAUUCGUGAAGUUCGAGAGUGGAAAGAUCUGCUUUACAGGCAUCGUAUAAGGCGGCGAACGACUACUGAGUCCGAGGAUGAGGACCGAUAUCGUCCUACGAACAGACAAUUUGCACCACCUCCUAGUUUUGCUCCGCCGGCCGGCCUGAACGAUGAGAUUCCACCGCCGACGCCAGUCACUCAAGUUCCCGACGAUCCUACUGGUGAAGAUGCCUAUUUGCGUCGAAUACGGAUGAGUCAAGGUGUACAGGGACAGCCUUCUCCCGAUCCCAUAUCUGCAGCAAAUCCUCCUGCAGGCCAGAUUUCACGAGCACCUGUUCGGUACAAUCUGCCUGCUGCACCAGAAGCGAUCCCGUCCUCGGAAGCGGAGUUAGAGGAGAGGCUUGCUGAAUCUGAAAUCAAGGGAGACGAAGCUUCGGAUGAAGCCCGCUCGACACGCCCUGGUCAAGCAGGAUUUGCGGAGCGACUGUUGUCCAAGUAUGGAUGGUCCAAGGGCCAGGGUUUGGGUGCUCAGGGAACUGGCAUCAUCAAUCCCUUGUAUGCCCAGGCCGAUAAGCGAAAGAAGAAAUCUGAUGCUGAAGGCGGCGGCUAUGUUACUCCAGCAACAACAGGGAAGAUUCUCGGCGGAAACAAGUCGAAAGCUGCUCAAGCUGAGGAAGAGGGAAAGUUUGGUGCAAUGUCAGAGGUCAUCCGAUUAGAAGGGAUGUUGGACGGUCUGGACUUGGAGGAAGAGCUUGUGCAAGGAGAGGGUGGUAUCAUGCAAGAGAUUGGUGAGGAAUGCGGCGAAAAGUAUGGCAGUGUCGAGAGAGUCUACAUCCAUGCGCCGGAGAGGGAUGAUGACGAAGCACUGGUGUUUGUGCAUUUCGUGAGUCAGCUCAGCGCGUUGCGAGCCGUCAAUGCUCUGGAGGGACGCAUAUUCAACGGCAACCCUAUCAAGGCGAAGUUUUGGCCAAAGGAGAAGUUUGAUGCUCGAGACUAUGUGUGACAAGAUCAAGAUUCGAGGGCAACAUGAAGAAGACAAGCAAUCGAGAUGCUUUGUGAACUGCAUGUAACUUCAUCUUGUACUUUUUAGUGACCUCAGACUUCGUUGUAGGAAUGUCCCUGGCAUCACACCGUUGAUUGGCUUAGGACUCGCGAGGCAGGGCAUCUCAGGGGCAGAUGCCACGCGACUAAAAUAAAUUAAUUGCAUCAUCUGGUAA
Exophiala viscosa is the source of this 2120-nucleotide messenger RNA. RefSeq lists its product as uncharacterized. Bases 374 to 1906 code for a protein of 510 amino acids. Gene Ontology annotation, biological process: mRNA cis splicing, via spliceosome. The record is from RefSeq and is a predicted model, not a curated record. NCBI's taxonomy places the organism in Eukaryota, Fungi, Ascomycota, Eurotiomycetes, Chaetothyriales, Herpotrichiellaceae. The transcript has 3 exons. Gene Ontology annotation, molecular function: RNA binding. Gene Ontology annotation, cellular component: precatalytic spliceosome.